Molecule: messenger RNA, 3117 nt
Organism: Phaeodactylum tricornutum CCAP 1055/1
Lineage: Eukaryota; Bacillariophyta; Bacillariophyceae; Surirellales; Neidiaceae
Exons: 4
Coding region: 1-3117 (1038 amino acids)
Molecular function (GO): nucleic acid binding
Source: RefSeq, a predicted model, not a curated record
AUGACCACCACCAGAAGCAAUACUUUUAGUGAUGCUACUGUGGAGUAUGUUGUUGGAACUGUCCUGGAUGCUAACUCUGAGUCUCCUUACAGGCUUGUCCUGAAGGAAGCUGGUAUUGAAUCUAUGAUGGACAUUCUUGAGUUGACUUUGGAUGACCUACUGUUUCUGCAGUGGACUUCAGGAGAGGAGACCCCCAAGAAGUUGACCCUUGUCCAAUCCAAGCGUAUCAUGCACCUCAUUGCCUGGCAUAGAACUCAGGAUGACCCAAGCAAUGUGGAUUGGUUUUCAUUGACUCCUACAGUACUCAGACAGUUUAGAGAAGGUGAAAUCUAUUCCAAGCCCCAAUGUGCAGAUGAGAUGUCUGAAAAUUCCUACACUGUUCCCCAUGCCCAGCCAGCAUUGCCUAAUGCUGCUUAUGACUUUGACAAAGGUACUGAGAGAAGUAUUGCUGACUAUCCUGUUCUGAAAGAAGCCAAACAAUGGUCCUCUUGGAAUCGCCAGACCAGAGCUCUUGCCCUUUCCCAUGGCCUACUGAAUGUAUUUGACCCUGCCUAUGUUCCCCUCAACCCUGAUGAAGCCUCUCUGUUUGCUACUCAGCAAAGAUUUGUCUUCAGUGUGUUUACCAUGGCCAUCAAGGAAACCAAGGGAAUGAUUAUCAUACGCCAGCACUCUGAUGAAAAGAAUGCUAUAUCUCUGUUUGGCAAUGCUCAGCUUGUCUACACUGCCUUGAUGGCUGCCUAUGAGGGUGGUGUUGUGGCUACACUUUCUGCUCAGUAUCAUGAAACCCUUCUCUUGAAUUACAACUUGAACAAUUCCUGGACCAAACCUCUUGUGACCUGGUUUUCUUCUUUUGAGCACAAACUGCUGGAUUUGGACAAUGUGCUUCCUACUCCCAAGGAUGAUGCUUGGAAGCGCAACAGACUUGAAAUGGCUGUGCUUCAUCAUACUCAGCUUCAGACCUUUCAUUCUACACUUUCUACCCAGGCACUUGUGAUGGGCAAGCAACAUGACUUCCUCUUUGAACUUGAAGCCUGCAAGACUCAAGCUGCCAAAUUGGAUGCGCAGGCUGGCAUGAAAGUUAAGACACAGAGGCAGACCAACAACCAUGAGCGUGGUGGGACCAAAGGUACUGGCCAUGGCAAUGCUUCCAACAGGAAGGGCAAUGCUGGCCGUGGUGCAUCCAAGGGUAAAGCCAAGGGAGGCAAGUAUUCUAACUAUAUUGACCCUGCAAAAUGGAAUGCUAUGACCUCAGAAGAAAAGCAAGCUGUCUACGAUGCAUGCUCUACACCCAGUGCAAGCAACACUCCCAAUGCAAACCCAGUCCCUUCCUCUGUGCUCAUCAACCAAGGUACUGUGCAACCAAGUUCUACUUCUGAUGCUGUUCCAACUGGACAACACAUUGUCCCCAGUAGUGGUGCCUCUGCUCUCUCUGGUACCACCAACCAGUCUUUCAUCAGGCAACUGCUUUCUAAUGCUACUGCCAGAACUCCCACUGUACCUACUUCUUCCCAUGAUGGGGAGAUUGUCAUUGAUGGGCUCAGGUUCAGACAUGUUAAUAUGCACAAGACCCACCAGGGUUCACUCAUUGAUGGUGGGGCUAAUGGUGGCAUGUCUGGUGCUGAUGUCAGAGUCUUGGAAAAGGGAUUUGCCACUGCUGAUGUUACUGGUAUUGGCAAUCAUGCUGUUUCCAACUUACCUAUUUGUCAGGUUGCAGGUGCUAUCAUGACUACAAAUGGAUUGAUCAUUGGCAUCUUCAGUCAGUAUGCACAUUUUGGAAAAGGAAAAACUAUUCAUUCUAAGCCUCAGAUGGAACAGUUUGGACUUACCAUUGAUGACAGAUCCAGACUUAGUGGAGGGCAACAAAGAAUGGUAACCCCUUGUGGACACAUCAUCCCUUUGCACAUUUGCAAUGGUCUUUGCUACAUGGAUAUGCACCCUCCCAGUGAUACUGAAAUGGAUGCCCACCCCCAUGUCUUCUUUACUGCUGACAUGCCUUGGGAUCCCUCCAUUUUGGACAAUGAAUACACAGAGCAUGAGUUCUCUGACUGUCUUGCACCUGAAGACUUCACUCCUUUGGAUCAUCGUGUGAACCAAUUUGGAACUACCACUGAUUCUGAUUUCUACCUUGACACUUGUAUUCAUGCUGUCCAUAACAUGCAACUUGUGCAUUCCCAACAUGUCUCAACUCAAGUGCCUGACUUGCAAGCACUACGCCCUAAUUUUGGAUGGAUUCCUGUUGAGAGAUUGAAGAACACCUUGGCUAAUACAACUCAGUAUUACAGGGCUUCCAUCUCUUACCCAUUCAGAAAGCAUUACAACAAUGUACCUGCUCAUGAUGAUGGUUACAUGCACCAUGGUGGUGCUACUAUGUUGCAAGUCUAUGCUGGCAAGGACUCUGGAUACUUAGCUGGGUAUCCCAUGAAGAUGGAAGGUCAAAUGCCCCAGACUCUAGAAGACUUUAUCCGUGAUAAAGGUGCUCCUUUGGGCUUGUUCAGUGACAAUGCUAAGGCCCAGACCUCCAAGGCUGUUGAGACCAUUCAGCGCCUCUACCAUAUUGCAGAUGCUCAAUCUGAGCCUCACUAUCAACAUCAAAACUUUGCUGAGCGCUGUAUCCAAAACAUCAAAUGUAUGAUCAAUACUAUUAUGGAUCGCACUGGUACCCCUGCCAAGUACUGGCUCCUUUGCACUCUGUUUGUCAUUGACCUAUCCAAUCACCUUGUGAGUGAUACACUUCAAGCAACUCCUUUGACCCGAUGCUUUGGUAUUCCCACUGAUGUUUCUGCUUACCUCACUUACCAUUGGUGGCAAUUGGUUUAUUUUGAGAACCAUGAUGGCUCUUUUCCCUCUACUCCUAAGGAAGGCCUUGCUCAUUGGGUUGGUCCUACUAAUAUGAAGGGGGAUGUAUUGACUUAUCAGUUGCUGACUGUGGAUACUCAGCAGCUGCUCUUUCGCUCCAACAUUUGUCCUGCUACCACUGACCCCAUGGUCCCUAAUGCCAGAGUUGAUGCCUCUGCUGCUCCACAUCUUCACCUGGAGGCAGGGGAGGAAAAGGACCAGUCAGACAACAUCAAGUCUAUCUCUGCUUUCCAAAAGAUUGAUCCUUCUUAUAUGAGUUAG